AUGCGGCUUUCAUUGUUUGCCCUCGGUACCAUUUGGGCAUCUAGCUCAGUGGCAUCUCCAGUACAGUCAUCCCCUUAUAAUAAAUCUACUUCAAAAGGGUUUCGUAUGCAACACGGGUUUGAAACAGUUCUGGUACAGCCUUACGGAUACGAUGGCUUUCGAGUUCGAGCAUGGCCAUUUCGGGCGCCAACGGGUCAAGAGAUCGGGUUUGUCUAUGACCCACCACUUGAAGGACCCGAGGAUGGAGAAGCACACGGAAUGACCUUUGAUACAGCCUUUAACGGCAACCAAUCAGAAAAAUUGCGUAAUGGCAACAUGGUCGUUCGCACCUCUGGAUGGGGAGGUAACCCUGGAGGUUACCGUCUCGCUUUUUAUCGAGUCGAGACCAAUGGCUCGGAGACCCUCCUCACCAAUGAGUAUGCACCACUCAAGUCAAUCAACCCUCGGUACUAUUCUUGGACCGGACCUGGAAGCGAGUUCGCUGCGGAAUUUUCCUUCAGCACCACACCAGAGGAACAGAUCUAUGGCACAGGCACCCAACAGGAUCACCUCGUCAACAAGAAAGGGCUUACAAUUGACCUCAUCAACUUCAACACACAUAUUCCGACCCCGGUCUUCAUGAGCAACAAAGGGUACGGCUUUGUCUGGAACAUGGCCUCAACCGGUCGUAUGGAGUUCGGCCCACUGCGCAACAGAUUUACCGCCGAUGCAGCAUCGGUGGUUGACUAUGUGAUAGUAGCAUCAGACCCCAGUGACUACGACACACUUCAACAACGGCUCUCUGCACUGACAGGUCGGGCUCCCACCCCGCCUGAUUGGUCACUUGGUUAUCUUCAAUCCAAACUUCGAUAUGAAAACCAAAGUGAAGUUGUUCAGUUGGCACAGCAGUUCCACGAUCAUCAGAUCCCAGUGUCCAUGAUUGUCAUCGACUACCAAUCUUGGGCUCACCAGGGAGACUGGGGACUCGACCCAAAUUUGUGGCCCGACGUGGCAGAGAUGGCCCGCCAGGUGAAAGACCUGACCAACGCCGAGAUGAUGGCAUCCCUUUGGCCCAGCGUGGCCGACAACAGCGUCAACUAUUUGGAGAUGAUGGCCCAAGGAUUUCUGUCAGCUACUAGAUCGGGGCCUGGUACGACCGAUUCAUGGAAUGGGUCAUACAUCCGCAACUAUGAUUCCACGAACCCCGGGGCGCGCCGUUUCCUGUGGAACACACUCAAACAGAACUAUUUUGAUAAAGGAAUCAAGAAUUUCUGGAUCGAUCAGGCAGACGGUGGUUCUCUCGGUGAAGCAUAUGAAAACAACGGGCAGAGUGACUAUAUCCAGUCUCUUCCCUUCCCCAUGCCCGAUGUAUUGUAUGCAGCGGGUUCCCAAAGCAGUGUGGGCAAACUGUAUCCAUGGGCCCACCAACAGGCCAUCGAAGAAGGAUUCCGCAAUGCAACCACAUCAGAAAUUGGUUCCCCCUGUGAUUACCUGUCACUGAGUCGUUCAGGGUACAUUGGUUCUCAGCGAUUCUGUAGCAUGAUCUGGUCUGGCGACACCACAGCAGUGUGGGAGACACUUAGCGCACAGGUAGCUAGUGGAUUGUCCGCUGCUGCGACUGGCUGGGGUUGGUGGACUCUGGACGCGGGCGGCUUCCAAGCAGAUCCAACCGUUUCGUGGAGUGCUAACAUCGACUCCCCCGAAUAUCGUGAGUUGUAUGUCCGAUGGUUCCAGUGGACAACGUUCCUGCCAUUCAUGCGCACCCAUGGGUCUCGAGCGUGUGACUUCCAGGAUACAUACACGUGCGCCAAUGAGCCAUGGUCCUAUGGAUCGGAGAAUACUCCAAUUCUUGUGUCAUAUAUCCAGCUUCGAUAUCAGCUGUCUGCCUAUCUUCGAGCGGUCUUUGCUCAACUUCAAAAGAGUGGUCGAAUGAUCAUGCGUCCCUUGUACAUGGAUUUUGAAAAGUCGGACCCCCAUGUGGCUGCAUGGACACAGAAAAAUACCAACAUCACCACCCAGCAAUAUAUGUUUGGUCCUUGUUUGCUCGUGAGCCCUGUUACAACCCCGAAUGUGACGGAGUGGUCUGUGUAUCUGCCACAGACAACAGAUGUUAAUUCGAAGCCAUGGACGUAUUGGUGGUCGAAUGAAACAUACUCCGGAGGGCAGACAGUGACUGUACCAGCACCAAAGGAGCACAUUCCAUUGUUUCAUCUAGGUACUCGGGCGGACAUUCUGGAUGGACGCGUUUUCGCGUAA
Molecule: messenger RNA, 2235 nt
Organism: Penicillium soppii
Lineage: Eukaryota; Fungi; Ascomycota; Eurotiomycetes; Eurotiales; Aspergillaceae
Product: glycoside hydrolase family 31 protein
Exons: 1
Coding region: 1-2235 (744 amino acids)
Biological process (GO): carbohydrate metabolic process
Molecular function (GO): carbohydrate binding; hydrolase activity, hydrolyzing O-glycosyl compounds
Source: RefSeq, a predicted model, not a curated record